This is a messenger RNA of Fragaria vesca subsp. vesca, 459 nucleotides long. RefSeq lists its product as uncharacterized. The record is from RefSeq and is a predicted model, not a curated record. NCBI's taxonomy places the organism in Eukaryota, Viridiplantae, Streptophyta, Magnoliopsida, Rosales, Rosaceae. Gene Ontology annotation, molecular function: RNA-DNA hybrid ribonuclease activity; nucleic acid binding. The transcript has a single exon. Bases 1 to 459 code for a protein of 152 amino acids.
AUGUUACAACAAACAUCUGAUGCUACUGCUGGUUUUAUCCUUAGAGACGAUGUUGGGUGCCCUAUUAUUGUUUAUGCGCAAAAGAUUGGGAAGACAAACGUUCACAUUGCAGAAGUCAUUGCUCUAAGAGAUAGUCUUCUCAAAGCUCAUGAAAUGGAAUUCCAAGAUUUGAUCGUGGAAGGUGACUACGCAUUAGUUAUCAACCGUAUCAAGGGAAACUUUAAGUGUCCGUGGAGGCUGCUGCAACUUGUCCAAAACAUCAAUAGUAUUGCCGCUUUCCAGAGUAUAGUCUUUUAUCAUGUUCUUCGCGAAGCUAACGUCGCUGACAACGCGCUAGCAAAUCUUGGUCACCAGCUUUCAAGGCCUAGCUAUUGGGAGUCGGAUUUUCUCUUGUCCGUAGGGCUUGCUGUUAAUUUUGAUCUCUUUGGAGCAGAUUGCUUCCAGAGAUCUAUUUUGUAA